AUGGCCGAUACUCCAACUUCCCGGAUGAUCCACCCCUUCAGCAACAUGCAGGGGCAGAACCCGAAACAGUUCCAGUUCCAGUACUCCGACAACCCACAGCAUCCCUGCCGCCCUUACCAGCCAUCUCCAGACACCCAUGUUGUGCCACAGCAUCACUACAGCCUCAAGUCCCACUCAUCAGAUGCUAGCUAUGAGAACCAGGUUGCUCAGAUGAAGCACACUUUGGACUCCUCGGCGGCAGACGGCUACAUGAGGCAUGACUCGCCCUCCAGCCAUAGCUUCACUCCUCCGUCCAUCAGGAGCGGCAGUGGCAGCCCUUCGUCUCACGACGACAGCCACUCCGACUCCACCAACGGAUCUCCUGUGAGUGCUUCGUGCGUCACUGUGACUGAGGAUCCUAACGAUCUGAAGCAAAAGCUCAAGGACCUUGAGGCUGAAAUGCUUGGGCCAGACGCUGAGAUAGUUAACAGCCUGGAGAGCUCCGUGGCAAAGCAGCUAUCGCUGGAGCCGGAGAAGUGGGCGCAGAUGAUGGACUUUCCCAGGGGCAACCUGAAGGAGCUGCUGCUUGCUUGUGCCAGAGCUGUGGAAGAGAAGAACAUGUACGCGGUCGAUGUGAUGGUGCCGGAGCUGAGGAAGAUGGUUUCGGUCUCCGGCACGCCGCUUGAGAGGCUGGGAGCCUACAUGGUGGAAGGGCUCGUGGCCAGGCUCGCCUCCUCCGGCCACUCCAUCUACAAAGCCUUGAGGUGCAAGGAGCCGAAGAGCUCUGACCUGCUGUCCUACAUGCAUUUCCUGUAUGAGGCCUGCCCCUACUUCAAGUUCGGCUACAUGUCGGCCAACGGCGCCAUUGCGGAGGCUGUGAAGGGAGAGGACAGGAUCCACAUAAUCGACUUCCAUAUCGCUCAAGGAGCUCAGUGGAUCUCCCUCCUCCAGGCCCUUGCAGCCAGGCCCGGUGGGCCGCCGACCGUGAGGAUCACAGGGCUUGAUGAUUCGGUGUCGGCCUACGCGCGAGGCGGUGGGCUGGACCUUGUUGGGAGGAGGCUGUCGCACAUUGCUGGGCUCUGCAAAGUUCCCUUUGAGUUCCACUCGGUCGCCAUGGCCGGCGAAGAGGUGGAAGAGGGGCACCUCGGGGUCAUCCCCGGGGAGGCUCUGGCGGUGAACUUCACCCUGGAGCUGCACCACAUCCCGGACGAGACGGUGAGCACAGCGAACCACCGGGACCGGAUCCUGCGGCUGGUGAAGAGCCUGAGGCCCAAGGUGCUGACCCUGGUGGAGCAGGAGUCCAACACCAACACGGCCCCGUUCCCGCAGAGGUUCGCGGAGACGCUGGAGUACUACACGGCCAUCUUCGAGUCCAUCGACCUGACGCUGCCGAGGGACGACAAGGAGCGGGUGAACAUGGAGCAGCACUGCCUGGCGAGGGAGGUGGUGAACCUGAUCGCGUGCGAGGGCGCGGAGCGGGUGGAGCGGCACGAGGUGUUCGGCAAGUGGAAGGCGCGCCUCACCAUGGCCGGCUUCAGGCCGUCGCCGCUCAGCUCGCUGGUGAACGCCACCAUCAGCACGCUGCUGCAGAGCUACUCGGAGAACUACAAGCUCGCCGAGAGGGACGGGGCGCUCUACCUCGGCUGGAAGAACAAGCCCCUCGUCGUCUCCUCCGCAUGGCACUAG
Triticum turgidum subsp. durum (durum wheat) is the source of this 1665-nucleotide messenger RNA. NCBI's taxonomy places the organism in Eukaryota, Viridiplantae, Streptophyta, Magnoliopsida, Poales, Poaceae. The record is from the annotation of a GenBank genome assembly.